AGUGGUGAAUUAUAUCGACUGUCACUUUCAACAGCACAUAAACACACGUGAAACUGUGCGCGCUGUUAUUUUUAUGCGAAAUUCCAGAAGUUCACUUCUUGGAUAUUUAAUAACAGAAAUUAAAAUAAAGUACAAUGGUUGUUCCCGAAAAGAUACUAAUGAGGAAAAUAAAAAAGCGUGAAAAAGUUAAAAAGCAGCUUGCAGCCAGUAAACAAGUGGACAAAACUACAGUUGAAUCAUCGGUUGACGAAACUGAACAUGUUUCUGGUCAGUUCGUAAGAAGCCAGAAGAUCGACGAAAAUAGUAAGAAGCGAAAGGCUAACUCAGAAACUCAAAAGGACUCCAGCGAAGAUGCGAAAAUGAGGAAAAAGAAGCGGAAAGAAUCAAGUGCAACACAACCAGAAGCAAGUGGUUCUGGUGAUGAUGAUGAUGCUGAAAAUAAUCAAAACAUGGAAAGUGAUAUUGAGAAUGGAAAGUCUAAAAAUGACAGGGUCUACGAAGAACCGAACGACCGUUCAUUCAGUUCAUUGAAAGAUCGAGUAUCAAAAGAAACAUUGAAAGCCAUAGAAGAAAUGGGAUUCAGUACAAUGACGGAAAUUCAGGCAAAAUCUAUUGCCCCGUUAUUGGAUGGACGAGAUCUAGUGGGCGCUGCUAAAACGGGCUCCGGAAAAACACUGGCUUUUCUUGUUCCGGCCGUUGAAUUGAUAAAGAAAUUAAAGUUUAUGCCGCGAAAUGGUGCUGGCAUUAUAAUCAUUUCACCAACACGUGAAUUAUCAAUGCAAACAUUCGGUGUGCUCAAGGAAUUGAUGGCACAUCAUAAUCAUACAUAUGGUUUGAUUAUGGGCGGUGCUAAUCGAACCGUAGAAGCCGAAAAAUUAGCUAAAGGAAUUAAUAUUGUCGUUGCUACACCUGGUCGAUUGUUGGAUCAUUUGCAAAACACACCCGAAUUUCUGUACAAGAACCUACAGUGUUUAAUUAUUGACGAAGUUGAUCGUAUUCUUGAAAUCGGUUUCGAAGAGGACUUGAAACAAAUUGUUAAUCUUCUUCCCAAACGUAGACAAACAAUGCUAUUUUCAGCCACUCAAACCGAUAAAAUAGACGCACUUACAAAACUUGCACUGAAGAAGGAACCAAUUUAUGUUGGUGUUGAUGAUAAUAAGGACACAGCAACGGUCACUGGGCUCGAACAAGGUUACAUUGCUUGUCCAUCCGAAAAACGGUUAUUGGUUUUGUUCACAUUUUUGAAAAAGAAUCGCAAGAAGAAGGUCAUGGUAUUUUUCUCAUCAUGUAUGUCAGUUAAAUAUCAUCAUGAACUUUUCAAUUACAUUGAUUUGCCAGUUACAUCGAUCCAUGGGAAGCAAAAGCAAACCAAACGCACUACAACAUUUUUCCAAUUUUGCAAUGCCGAAUCUGGUACGCUACUAUGUACGGACGUGGCUGCGCGUGGUUUGGACAUUCCAGCCGUUGACUGGAUCGUACAAUUUGAUCCACCCGAUGAUCCAAAAGAAUAUAUUCAUCGUGUUGGCCGAACUGCACGCGGUGAAGGCAGUUCUGGACAUGCUCUCUUGAUUCUUCGUCCCGAAGAAUUGGGAUUCUUGCGGUAUUUGAAACAAGCAAAAGUACCAUUGAAUGAGUUUGAAUUUUCAUGGAGCAAAAUUGCCGAUAUUCAACUACAGCUGGAAAAGUUGAUUUCGAAAAACUAUUUCUUGAACCAGUCAGCAAAAGAAGCAUUCAAGUCGUAUGUUCGAGCCUAUGAUUCGCAUCAACUAAAAACCAUUUUCAAUGUUGACACAUUGGAUUUGGCGAAGGUGGCUCUAAGUUUUGGGUUUACUGUUCCGCCGGUAGUCGAUUUGAGAAUGUCACAUAAAAUUCGAAGCAGACCAGAAAAGAGAGUUGGUGGUGGCGGGUUUGGUACAUACAAAUCCAUGAAUAAAAAUGACGAUAAAAAGCGCAAAUUCAAGCAAAUCGACCGCAAUAAAGGGAACAAGAAAAAGUUUGAACGAUAACCCGUUCUUACCUUCGUAUGGAUUAAUUCAAACCUAUGAAAUAAAUAAAUCAUUUUAUUUGUAUCAAAACUGUUGUUUCAAUAAAAUGCAUACAUUACA
Sitodiplosis mosellana (orange wheat blossom midge) is the source of this 2105-nucleotide messenger RNA. It is a transcript of the gene pit, whose product is annotated as probable ATP-dependent RNA helicase pitchoune. Gene Ontology annotation, biological process: maturation of LSU-rRNA from tricistronic rRNA transcript (SSU-rRNA, 5.8S rRNA, LSU-rRNA). Bases 135 to 2006 code for a protein of 623 amino acids. Gene Ontology annotation, cellular component: nucleolus. The record is from RefSeq and is a predicted model, not a curated record. The transcript has 7 exons. NCBI's taxonomy places the organism in Eukaryota, Metazoa, Arthropoda, Insecta, Diptera, Cecidomyiidae. Gene Ontology annotation, molecular function: nucleic acid binding; ATP binding; RNA helicase activity.